Cylindrotheca closterium is the source of this 708-nucleotide messenger RNA. NCBI's taxonomy places the organism in Eukaryota, Bacillariophyta, Bacillariophyceae, Bacillariales, Bacillariaceae. The record is from the annotation of a GenBank genome assembly.
AUGAACGAUCCUCCGAAUCUCUAUCGGGAUCCUGAUUAUCAAAUCGCACAGGGGUGGCCGUUCGAGGCUGCCCAGCAAGCGGCUGAUGGCAAUAUACAGGCCCUCCUGUAUUUGGCCUUUACAGCGUUCAACGAUGGGAAUGGUUCGGUGGCCUUGAAGCAUUAUAGAAAGGCUGCCAGGGACUUUAAUAAUUUGGAAGCAACUUUGAAUGUUAUCAAAAUUUACGAGUUUGGUCAGGGAGUGGGUGCAGAUCUGGAUAUCAUUGUCAAUUAUGGCUAUUACAUGCUUGGUGCCAGGACAUCAGCACGGGACGGACGAACACAAAUCGAGCUUCCGGAAAACAAGAGAAACGUCAAUGAUGGUUUGAAGUGGCUCGAACGCGCGGCACAAAUAGGAAGAGGUGAUGUAGCUUCUAACUUGGGAAACAUGUACAUGACAGGAGGACAUCCCAAAGUUCCUAGAAAUUAUGAAAAAGGUAUGGAACUACUAGAGAAAGCUGCAGAGCUCGGCGAUGGGCAUUGUGCCUAUCAACUGUCGAUUUCAUACAAGAUUGGUAUCAUUCCAGUAGAUGAAGGCAAGCAUCGAUUUUGGUUAAAAAAGGCCGCCGACAUGGCGCACGAAGAAGCCGUGCAAGAGAUGGCAAGGGUUUGGACUCCAAAAGAAGAAAGCAAAGCAGAUCAAGAAAAUAGUAAGAGAAGAAGAUAUUGA